Galleria mellonella (greater wax moth) is the source of this 1573-nucleotide messenger RNA. RefSeq names its product aldo-keto reductase AKR2E4-like. The record is from RefSeq and is a predicted model, not a curated record. Gene Ontology annotation, cellular component: cytosol. The transcript has 8 exons. Bases 88 to 1095 code for a protein of 335 amino acids. Gene Ontology annotation, molecular function: aldose reductase (NADPH) activity. Lineage: Eukaryota; Metazoa; Arthropoda; Insecta; Lepidoptera; Pyralidae.
UAUGAUCUGCAAUGAACUUGACGUAAGAACAUCUGAUCUAAGGCGCAGUCGACGUGGGAUCUUCACCCAGGGCACACAUACAGCGAUAUGGCCAUUGCUAAUAUUAUAAUUCUCUACGCUUUGGCAUUUAUACAUAACGCCUGGUGCAGUGGUAUACCAAAAAUAAAACUCAAUGACGGCCGAGAAAUACCAAGCAUUGGUUUCGGAACAUGGCUCGGUAUCGCCAAGGGAGGACAAUCCCUGGAGCCGGUCGUAGAUGACAGUGUUCAGAAGGCGGUGGAGUGGGCCAUCGACGCGGGCUACAGGCAUAUCGACACCGCCAGCAUUUACGACACCGAAGAGCAGAUCGGUCGGGCUAUCAAAAAUAAAAUCGACAGCGGUGUGGUGAAGAGGGAAGAUUUAUUUAUUGCCACUAAGUUAUGGAAUGACGCCCACGCCAGAAACGAGGUAGUGCCCGCACUGCGGGAGUCGUUGAGGAAGAUGGGUUUGGAUUAUGUGGAUCUCUUCCUCAUACAUUGGCCUCUUGGACACUCUACCAACAUGACCUUCAACAACAUAGACUACCUGGACACCUGGCAGGGCAUGAUCGAAGCCCGGGACUUGGGACUGGCGAAGUCCAUCGGGGUGUCCAACUUCAAUAAGGAGCAAUUGGAUCGGCUGGUGACGAGCAGCAAAGUUGUACCCGCUUCACUACAAAUCGAGGUCAACCUGAACCUCCAGCAACCGGCGCUCCGCGAGUACUGCAAGGAAAAGAAUAUCUCAGUCACUGGCUACACACCAUUUGGCUCUUUGUUCCCGAACAGGGCCGGCCCCAACGCGCCCCCGCCGCGGUUCAACGACCCGGCUUUAGUGGAAAUCGCCAAAAAGUACAACAAGAGCGUUCCUCAGGUCGCUUUAAGGUAUCUGGUGGAAUUGGGCGUGAUACCGAUACCAAAGUCGACCACCAUGGCGCGUCUCCGGCAGAACAUCGACAUCUUCGACUUCGAGCUGAGCCAGGCCGAGAGGGACCUCCUGAAGAGCUACGACAGAGGAUACAGGAGCGUCGAGCUGAAGUUGUGGCAGCAGCACCCUUAUUAUCCGUUUGAGAAGAAUUAAAAAUUUAAAUCAAUAGGGUGUUUUUUAGCAAGGGAGACUUCUUAUUAAUUUCGGUGAACAAUUUUUCACUUUUAGUUCUUCAAUUUUGGUUUCAGAAAUGCUGAUGUUAACACAAAGUAUUUAAUAAAAUGCUCCCUUCAAUAUUUCGGGGUUGUCAGUUCUGGGAACUAGAAGUUGAAAGUGUAGUUGGAAAUUGCACCGAAGUUGGUCAGGGGUCGUACUUGCUGGAAAUGACUCAUGACGUUAGUAACAUUUUUUACUUGUAGAGUUGCAUCAAUUAGAUUCAGUUAUAUUUUUUAUUAUGUAUGUAAUCAUCAGAUCUUGAUCAGUUCCACGUAAACUGGUUUAGUCGGCGAUCGUGCGAGAUAUGGUAGAAGCAGAUCAAGGAGAUCUUCGUGCAGUAGGACACCAUGGCCUAUGAUUGAUCGACUAAUUGAUUGAUGUGAAUGAACAUGAUAAUAAAUCAAUAGAAGAUAAA